AUGGCGGGCAAGCAUCAACCAGCAGCACUGCAAGAAUCGGAUGAAACCGAUAUUGACACAGAUAUUGAUUUAUUUGAUCAUUCUCAAAGAUGGACGAGAAAGAAAAGAAAAGCAAUUUUAGAAAGUGAUGACGAAACUGAAGAAUCGUCUCAAACCAUUGUGGAUGGGGCAGGAGUAAGUCCUUCAAUUCUGGCCCAAAGUGGCACUAAUAACUACACGGUUUUGGACCAAAGUACAGCUAAUGCUAUUAAGGAACUUCCAAGUCUUCUUCUGCAAAUAAAAAACACUCUGGCAGCAAUAACAUACAAUUCUACAAGCACUCCCUGUCCCUCUGUAAGCUCUGAUGAUGGACACAUUGUGACACAAACACAAAUGAUUGCGCUGGGUGGAUCAGAUGUUCAAGUUGAAAAAAAACUUUAUGAUAGGCUCAAUACAUCCAGAGUAUCUCUCUUUGUCCAAGAUUUGGCUUCACUUGUCUUUGGAAAAGAGUGUCUGGGGAGAUCCACAUUGACAGGAAAGGGUGGAAAAGAACAGUUGGAUUCACACAAAGUGAAUGUAAUUGCAGACACUGUGAGGGAGCGUUUCCCAGGAACAUCAGUGUCUGAGAUAAGGAGUCUCCUUCGUCGCAAAUGCAACAACGAAAGUUACUACACCAAAAAAACGUUGGGGAAUGCGCGGGCACUCUUGGGAGAGGUAGCCCUGCAUCCCUUUCUCUAUGGCUCGUAG
Molecule: messenger RNA, 726 nt
Organism: Knipowitschia caucasica
Lineage: Eukaryota; Metazoa; Chordata; Actinopteri; Gobiiformes; Gobiidae
Source: the annotation of a GenBank genome assembly